AUGAGGCUCUGUGUGUGUGGAGGUGACUGCCUGGGUGCGGGCGGCACCUUUGCUGCAGCAGCAGGAGCAGCAAGCGUUCUCUGCAGCAGCAGCAGCAACAGCAGCAGCAGCAGCAGCAGCAGCAGCAGCAGCAGCGAGUUGCUGCUGCUCCCCAGAGGUCACCUUCUUCGCCUGGGCAGCAGCUGUGCCUACAAGUCGUAUGAAGCAGCAGCAACAGCAGCAGAGCUGCUGCAGCAGCAGCAGCAGCAACAGCUGCUACCAGGUGGUGCAGCAGCAGCAGCUUUGCUGCUGCAGGUAUGUGCAGCAGCAGCAGAAACCAUCUUCCAUUAUAAACGUCGGCGUAGAGCACACCAUAACAGGAUAGCUGCGACUGGGCUGCUGCUGUCUGCUGCUGCUGCUGCUGUGCAAGCAGCAAAGCAGCAGCAGCAGCAGCAGCAGCAGCAGCAAUGUCUCCUCGCGAUUAUGCCGCUGCUGCAGCUGCUACCUUCAUCUCUUUGCAGCAACAGUGCAGCACAGCAGCAGCAGCAACAGCAGCAACAGCAACAGCAGCAACAGCAGCAGCAGCAGCAGCAACAGACUGAUGCUGCAGCAGCAGCAGUGUCGGUCAUUCGAGGAGGCAGCAGCAACUGCUGCAGCGGCAGCUGCUGCAGUGCUGCGGAGAGCAGCAGCAGCAGCAGCGACAGCAGCACCAGCAGCAAGCGCGACAGCAGCAGCAGCAGCAGCAGCAACAACAGCAGCAGCAGCAGCAGCAGCACAGCAAGCUCUCCACUGUCUGAGGAGGAGAGCGCCGCCCCCUGCUGCAGCUCAGCUGCCCCCCUCACCUGUGCAGAGUUCUACCAGCUGCAGGCAGCAGCAGCAACAAUUGCUGCUGCUGCUGCUGCUGCUGCUACUGCUACUGAUGCUGCUGCUGCUGAUGCUGCAGCAGCAGCAGCAACAACAACAGCUGCUGCAGCAAAUGAAGGCUGCAGCAGUACUGGUGUUGCUGCUGCAGCUGCUGCUGCUGCUGCUGCUGCAAUGGAGGGACCCCUGGGUUUGCUGCUGCUGCAGCACCUACCCCAACAGCAGCAGCAACAGCAGCAGCAACAGCAGCAGCAACAGCAACAACUGCAGCAGAGACAAAUUGCCUUGCAGAUGGAGCUGCUCUCCCCGUCCGCGUCUAUCUUAACAAAAGAGGCAGCAGCAGCAGCAGCAGUUUGCUGCUGGCAACCGCAGCAGCAGCAGCAGCAGCAGCAACAGCAGCAGCAGCAGCAGCAGCAGCAGCAGCAACACUGCAACCUGUGGGAGGCCCUGGCUUCGCUUGUCUUGCCGUAUGGAGCGCCUGCUGCUGCUGUUGCUGAUGAAGUGUCUGCGCACGAUUUGCUGCUGCGACGGGCACUACAAGGUACCGCCAUUUUGCUGCAGCAGCAGCUGCAGCAGCAGCAGCUGCAGCAGCAGCAGCAGCAGCAGCAGCAGCAGCAGCACGAAGGAGAACAAGAAGAGCAGGGGACUACAUUCAGCUUGGAGCUGCGCGUUGUGCUGGCAGCCUUGCGUCUCCUCACAGCAGCAGCAGCAGCAGCAGCAGCAACAGCAGCAACAGCAGCAACAGCAGCAACAGCAGCAACUGGCAGCAGCGCCUUCUCUGAAGGUGGAUGGGCAGCUGUAGGCGUCAAGGAGUUGCUGCUGCUGCUGCUGCGGCAGCAGCAGCAAAUGCAGCACCAGGAGAGUCAAUCGGCGCAGUCCCAGCAGCAGCAGCAGCAACUGCAGCAGCAGCAGCAACAGCAGCAGCAGCAGCAGCAGCAGCAGCGGGAAGCUGCUGCAGCUCUCGAUGCCGCCCUCUUGGCGGGUUUUCACAUUCUGUCUUCUGCUUCGUUGCCUGCUCCUCUUGCUGCUGAACUGCAGCGCGAGCUGCUGCAGCAGCUGCAGCAUCGUGUGCAGCAGCAGCAGCAGCAGCGACAGCAGCAGCAGCAGGUGCAGCAGCAGCAGCAGCAAGCUGUGAGAGCUUGCAUUCGCUGCGGAUGCAGCACAGACAGCAGCAAUCCCUUCUGUAUUUCCGGGGCCGCGUUAACGCUACACUGCGUGCUGCUGCUGCUGCAGCAGCAGCAACAGCAGCGGCAGCAGCAGCUGCUGCUGCAGCAGCAAGCUGAGCUGCUGCUGCCUGAAAUAUUGGGUUACGUGCUGCAGAAUGAGCCGCUGCUGCUGCUGCGAGGGAUGCCGCUGCAGCAGCUGCUGCUGCAGGGAGUGAAAGGAAAACGAGAGCAGCAGCAGCUGCUGCAGCAGCUGCUGCUGCUGCUCCCUCAGUGUAAGACAGCUGCAGCAGCAGCAACAGCAGUAGACACAAUUGCUGCUGUUGCCUGCGCCUGCUUGCUCAGCCCGGAGUUGCAGCAGCAGCAACAACAGCUGCAGCAAGAUGAGCUGCAGCAGCAGCAGCAGCAGCAACAGCAGCAGCAGCAGCAGCAACAGCAGCAGCAGCAGCAGCAACAGCAGCAGCAGCAGCAGCAACAGGUGCUGCAGCAGCACAGCAGCGGGGACGAUGUAUUCUUUUUAGUUGUUAAGAUGCUGCAGCAGCUGCUGCAGUUUGACGCUCCCCUGGUGCAGCGUGCUGCUGCUCGUGCUGCAUGUUUGCUGCCGAAUGCAUGCGCUGGUGCUGCUGCUGCUGCUGCUGCUGCUCCUGAUGGGCGGCUGCUAGAGGAGCUGCUGCAGUGCGCAGGAGCUGCAGCAGCAGCAGCAGCAGCAGACGGUUGCAGCUACGUGAGGCUUGCAGCAGCAGAAACUGCAGCAGCAGCAGCAGCAGCAUUGGCGCAGCAACCACAUCCAGCAGCAGCAGCAGCAGCAGCAGCAGCAGAAGCAGCAGAUAAUAUAUGCAGCACAGCAGAGUCUCUUCUUGCUGAUGGGGAGCCGCUGCUGCAGCGCCUUGCUGCAGCAGCUCUCACCAGGCUUCCCAGCUGCUUCGGGCUGUCUGCUGCUCCGAGGUACUUGUGCUGCAGCAUGCAGCUUGCUGCUGCUUCGCUUCAGGCUGCUGCAUGCCCUGCUGCUGCAGUGCAGCAGGCGCUGCAGCUGCACCUGCUGCUGGCAGCAGCAAGACAAGGAUCCGGUGCAGCAGCAGCAGCAGCAGCAGCAGCAGCAGCAACACAGGCAGCACAAUCUGCCUGCAGCAAAAUAACUCUGCUGCUGCGCGAUGCAUCCCGCUGCUGCAGCAGCACUACAGCAGCAGCAACUACAGCUCCAGUUGCUGCUGUGAGUGCAUGCACACAGGAAGCAGCAGCAGCAGCAGACGCAGCAGCAGCAAAGACCGCAGCAGCAGCAGCAGCAGCAGCAACAGCAGCAAUAUCUGCAGACAGUGGUGCUGGCUUGACCGCUCCUGCUCGCGGAGCCCCAGGCAGCAGCUGCUGUUGCAGCAGCGCAUGCAUGCUGCUGCAGGAGAAGCAGCAGAACGGAGGAUUGGUGCUGCUGCAGCAACGCUGGCGCAUCUCUGCUGCUGUUGCUGCUGCUGUUAAGCCUAUAGAACUACAUGCAGCUGCGAUGGCGCUUGGGGGUGCUAACGGAGGAUUGGUGCUGCUGCAGCAACGCUGGCGCAUCUCUGCUGCUGUUGCAGUUCUAUGGUGUGUGCUGCCGUCUAUGUGGCUCUGCAAGCAGCAGCAGCAGCAGCAACAGCAGCAGCAGCAGCAGGAGCUGCAGCAGCAGCAGCAGCUGGGCUCUAUGCUGCUCAGCUUGCUGCUGCCUGCUGCUGACGCCAUAGGAAAAGGAGAUUUUCAUGUUAAGGGGGCAGCUGCUGCUGCUGUCCUUGAGCUGCUGCGCUGCUGGAGAGACACAUCAGCAGCAGCAGCAGCAGCAGCAGCAGCAGCAGCAGCAGAUGCUGCUGCUGCAGCUGUUGCUGCUGCUGUUGCUGCUGCUGUUAAGCCUAUAGAACUACAUGCAGCUGCGAUGGCGCUUGGGGGUGCUGCUAAUACACCCCAUGCAGCAGCAGCAGCAGCAGAAGCAGCAGCAGAAGCAGCAGCAGCAGCAGCACAGCAGCACCUGCUGCUGCUGCAGCAAGCCCUCUCCGAAUCCUUACAGUUUCCCGUCAACCCUGAAGCAGAGGAGUUUUCCUGUUUGUGUCAGCUGGCGGCCCAACUCAAAGAAACUGCUGAUUGUAUGCAUGCACCUGCUGCUGCUGUUGCUGCUGCUGCUGUUGCUGCUGUUGCUGCUUCUGUUGCUGCUAAUUCUGCUGUUGCUGCUAAUGCUGCGCUUGCUGCUGCUGUUACUUCGGAGGCUGCUGCUGUUGUUGCUGCUGCUGGUGCUGCUGCUUGUCAUGAAUCUGCUGCUGCUUGA
Eimeria mitis is the source of this 4287-nucleotide messenger RNA. RefSeq lists its product as uncharacterized. The record is from RefSeq and is a predicted model, not a curated record. Gene Ontology annotation, molecular function: transcription coregulator activity. The transcript is spliced from 8 exons. The coding region runs from base 1 to 4287 and encodes 1428 amino acids. Lineage: Eukaryota; Apicomplexa; Conoidasida; Eucoccidiorida; Eimeriidae. Gene Ontology annotation, cellular component: nucleus; SWI/SNF complex. Gene Ontology annotation, biological process: regulation of transcription by RNA polymerase II.